CUUAGUGGUUAGUGUCAAAUUAUGUCUGUAUGUGUUGGGACGUGUUUGUUAAUUAGACCACAAUUAGAUUUUGAUUAAAAAAAUUGGAUUUUUUAAUUUGGGGAAAAAUGAUUUAGAUUCUGGAACAUUAGGGCAUCCUUUGUGCGAAAGAAGAGAGAAACCAUCGCGAACAUAGACAAAGAUCGUGUAGCUAGGAGAGAUUUUGACGAGCACACGGUAUAGUGCUUGGUGGUGGUUCUCCUAGAUUGCGAACAAUGUACAGUGCUUGGUGGUGGUUCUCCUAGAUUGCGAAGACGGUACAAUGCUUGGUGGUGGUUCAUGCUUCGCGAGUUGGUGUACCCUCUUUCACAGUUGCUUGGCUUAGUGCUUCAUGGUUGUCUCGCUUUGGGUUUUGCUUUGAAUUGGCAAUGUCUUUGAAUCAAGGUUGUUCGUCUUGCUCAUGGGAGGCUCUCGUGGUGGUUCAUCCAGAGGAUUCGUUGGAAGCCCAAUGUGCCAUUGUGGGGAGUUUGUUGUGGUGAGAGUGGCAAAAACAGUUAAGAACAAGGGAAAACAAUUAUGGGGUUGUCCUAAUUACAAGCGGACAAGAAAUGAAGAAUUUCAAGGAUGCAAUAUCUUUAAGUGGCGUAAUGAAGAUAAUGUAGAUGAUGCUGGUAGUACUAUUGCUAGGCAAAGGAGAAAGAUUAAUAGCUUGGAGAAAUGUGUUAUAGGUUAUCAAAAAAGGGAGAAGAUGUUAACAUGGAUGUUAUGUUUUAUGGGGUUCAUUAACAUCAUUCUUCUAUGUAUUUUGUUUAAAAGUCCAUGAUGUGUUCUAUUAGACAGUGUAUGCGAAGAGCACUUUGGCCUUGUUGUAAUAUGAUGUUUCGAAAUGAAUGAGAAAUCUCAAUUGAAG
Vigna radiata var. radiata (mung bean) is the source of this 889-nucleotide messenger RNA. RefSeq lists its product as uncharacterized. NCBI's taxonomy places the organism in Eukaryota, Viridiplantae, Streptophyta, Magnoliopsida, Fabales, Fabaceae. The record is from RefSeq and is a predicted model, not a curated record. The transcript is spliced from 2 exons. Bases 440 to 802 code for a protein of 120 amino acids. Gene Ontology annotation, molecular function: zinc ion binding.